AUGAGCCUCAGUCAGAUCUCCUGUCGCAUAGAAAAAAAUGAAGACAUCUGGGACGUGGGCUUGGAGGAUGCCGGUAAAGCUGUUUCUUCUCUGUGCUGCCCUGGGAUGUCUCAGUUUACCUGGCUCCAGAGGUGAGAGGCCACACUCUCUGGAGUCAAAUGCAGUCAACGAGAGCCUUGGCAAGAGUAGACAGACACGGAGUGUGGAUGUCACCUUGACGCCUAUUGAUUGUGAACUGUCCAGCUGGUCCUCCUGGACCACGUGUGAUCCCUGUCAGAAGAAAAGGUACAGACAUGCCUCCUUGCUCCGGCCCUCUCAGUUCCAUGGGGAACCGUGCCACUUCUCUGACAAGGAAGUUGAAGACUGUGUUUCCAACAGACCAUGCCGAAGUCAAGUGCGAUGUGAAGGCUUUGUGUGUGCACAGACAGGGAGGUGCAUCAACCGUAGACUUCUUUGCAAUGGUGACAAUGACUGUGGAGAUCAGUCGGAUGAGGCGAACUGUAAAAGGAUUUAUAAAAAGUGUCAGCAGGAAAUGGACCAAUACUGGGCCAUUGGCAACCUGGCCAGUGGGAUAAAUUUGUUCACGAACAACUUGGAGGGCCCAGUUCUCGAUCACAGGUAUUACGCCGGUGCAUGCUCCCCCCAUUACAUACUCAACACGAGGUUUCGGAAACCACACAAUGUGGAAAACUUCAACCCACAGACCCAAGGAAAAUAUGACUUUGCACUGACAGAAUAUGAAUCAUACUCAGAUUUCGAACAAAAUGUCACAACUGCAGCGAUUAGCAAGUCUAGUUUCAGCUUUGGUUUUAAAAUAUCUGGAAUGUUUGAAUUUGGCAUCAGUAGAACAAGUGAUAAAGGCAAACUUUUUAUUAGCAGAACCAAGCGAUUCUCUCACACGAAAAGCGCAUUUCUGCACGCGCGCUCUGACCUUGAGGUAGCGCGUUACAAGCUGAAAUCCAGAAACCUCAUGCUGCAUUACGAGUUCCUUCAGAGGGUCAAGCAGCUGCCUCUGGAGUACAGCUACGGGGAGUACAGAGAUCUCUUCCGUGAUUUUGGGACCCACUACAUCACAGAGGCCGUGCUCGGGGGUGUUUAUGAGUACACACUCAUCAUGAACAAAGAGGCCAUGGAGAGAGCAGAUUAUUCUCUAAAGGAUGUCCAUGCCUGUGCCCAACAUGGUUUUAAAAUUGGUGUCGCCAUAGAAGAGGUCUACAUCAAGUUGGGGGUGUCGGUGCACAAGUGCAAGGACAUUCUCAAUGAGAUAAAAGACAGAAACAAGAGAAGCAGCAUGGUGAAUGACUUGGUGGUCCUUGUGCGGGGAGGUGCAAGUGAAUACAUCACUGCCCUGGCAUAUAAGGAUCUGCCAACAGCGGACCUGAUGCAGGAAUGGGGAGAUGCAGUGCAGUACAACCCAGACAUCAUCAAAAUUAAGGCAGAGCCUCUCUAUGAGCUGGUGACAGCCACGGACUUUGCCUAUUCCAGCACAGUGAAGCAGAACAUGAAGCGAGCCCUGGAGGAGUUCGAGAAGGAAAUCAGCUCCUGCCACUGUGCUCCCUGCCAGGGGAAUGGAGUCCCUGUCCUGAAAGAAUCACGCUGUGACUGCAUCUGUCCUGCUGGAUUCCAAGGCUCAGCCUGUGAGGUCACCAAUCGGAAAAAUGUCCCCAUUGAUGGGAAGUGGAAUUGCUGGUCAGACUGGUCUCCUGUUCUGGAGGACGUAAAACAAGACGAAGGCAGUGCAACAAUCCACCUCCUCAAAAUGGGGGCAGCCCCUGCUUGGGUCCUGCUUCAGAAACACUUAACUGUUAAGGAAGGGAGAGCUUCUAGCGGGUGAUGCUACUGUGCGCUGCACACAGUGAGAGCUCUGAGCCCUUAGGAACCCAGGCCAGCUCACCUCCACACCAGCUCCCUCCUGGGCCUGGCCCAGGGGUGGGAGGGCUGUGCCAUUCAGAUUUGAAAUAAAGAUGGUAUUUGUAAAAUGCACAUGGAUUUGGACAAACAGCAAGUUAAAUACUCAUUAUAGUCUCCUGAAGGGCUUAAGCAUCUUAGUAAUAUUCACUUUGCUUACCUCUUCAAUUUUAUUUCUGUUUCUCUCUGGAGGGGCACACUGGCUCAUUCAGUGUCCAUGGUAGUUCAUAUUUGUUGAAUGAUUAGGUACAUGCCAGCUACAGUGUUCAGUGCAUGAAUUCAUUCCAUCCUCAUGACAGUCUUAUAAGGUGGAUGCUGUCUUAGCCCCAUGAAACAGCAGGGGAACCAGCUUAGGACAGUUAAGUGACUUGUCCAAGGUGAUGCAGUUAGGGAGUUGGGGAGCGGGGCUGUGAACUUGGGCACUUGGACUCCAGAGUUUUAAACGCUUAAUUAGGAUACUCCCUUCCUCUUAAUAAAUGGGCACU
Messenger RNA from Phacochoerus africanus (Common warthog), 2393 nucleotides. It is a transcript of the gene C8B, whose product is annotated as complement C8 beta chain. Gene Ontology annotation, molecular function: protein binding. Gene Ontology annotation, biological process: immune response. Gene Ontology annotation, cellular component: membrane attack complex. The record is from RefSeq and is a predicted model, not a curated record. Lineage: Eukaryota; Metazoa; Chordata; Mammalia; Artiodactyla; Suidae.